GAGUCCCAGUCGACUUGUGACCACGCUAGCGGACGCAUAUUUCGAACUAUUCGUGGUCAAGUGUCAUAGAGUGAAUUAAAAAAAAAUGGAAGCAUUGGGGAAGACCUUUAUGACUAUAUCCGAGGCACUAGGAGUACAAUGGGCCCCACGUGAUAUCCCUGUUGAACGUCGUUUUCAAACUCUCGCAGCCACUGGUUGGAUUUGCCUAGUACUCUUCGGAGAAGCCAUCGCCAUCUGUCUGUUCCUAAAACUGGUAUAUUCUGAUUACUGGUGGCUUGCUAUUAUAUAUUCUAUUUGGUUCCUGAAUGACAUUGACGUUUGCAAUAAGGGAGGGCGAAAGUACGAAUGGGUCCGCAAUUGGUCCUGGUGGCGUUAUUAUCGAGAUUAUUUUCCAAUCAAACUUGUGAAGACAACAGAUUUGGAUUGUUCUUGUAACUACCUCUUCGCAUGUUUCCCGCAUGGCGUUGUUUCCUCGGGGGCAUUUGGUGCGUUCGCCACGAACGCCCUGGACUUUUAUAAGAUGUUUCCUGGAAUGACGUGUAACAUGAUUACGCUAUCCGGACAUUUCCUGGUGCCUUUCUUCAGAGAUUUUAUUUUAGCGAUGGGAGGAUGCGCAUCUUCACGAGAGAGUUUACUGUAUUUAUUGGAUAAGAAAAGACAUAGGGGGAAAUGUGUUGCGUUGAUAGUCGGCGGAGCUGCGGAAGCGUUAGACUCUCAUCCUGGCGAGUAUAAAGUUAUUCUGAAGAGACGAAGGGGAUUCGUACGAAUUGCUAUGCAAUCUGGUGCUCCUCUGGUUCCGGUCUUCUCAUUUGGCGAGCCUGACGUAUUCCGCCCCUUCAAUAACCCAGAAAACAGUUUAUUAAGAAGGUUCCAAGAAGCUGUUCGUAAAUUCACUGGCAUCUCACCAAUGUUUCCUAUUGGACGAGGAGUUUUUCAAUAUAAUUAUGGAGUCUUGCCUAUAAGAGCUCCUAUUACUACUGUCGUCGGCCGCCCAAUGGAAGUGGUGAAAAACCUAGAACCAACUGAUGAAGAAAUAGAUGCUGUGCACGCAGAGUUUACAGAACGCCUUAUCGAGCUUUUCGAAAGCGAAAAGAAGAAACACUUGAAAAACUCAGAAAAUGUACAGCUAGUCAUUACGUAAUAGAAGCACGAAGAUACACGAAUUUGUAGUCGCGGGUAAGAAAUGUGUUUACAAAGGUCUAUAAUGUUUUUAACACGUUCAUGGACAGUACAUUAGUAUCGCACACAAAAAUGUCACUGUUUCUUGCGUAGUGCUUACAUUUAUUCAAUACGAAAUGUGUAAAAUCAAGUAACUUCAAUAAUUCAUACCAAUACAGCAUUAUUUUUACACACGAAACCUCGUGACUGGAAAAAAUGCAGUUGUACAACUUCUAGAGAAAAUACUUUUUUUUACUUUUCAUACACAUCUAUAAACAAUUUUUUCCUUUCAUACCUACAAAUGUUGUACCCAUACAUGUGUACGUAAGAAAGAAAAAAAUUUGGCAUCGAAAAAAAUUUCAGAAAAAAGUAUCAGAAUGAAGUUUUAGUGAUAAGAAUGUUGUGUUUAGGGGUUUUAAAUUAAUUAUAAAUAACCCUAUAUAAACUCUAC
Molecule: messenger RNA, 1609 nt
Organism: Hyposmocoma kahamanoa
Lineage: Eukaryota; Metazoa; Arthropoda; Insecta; Lepidoptera; Cosmopterigidae
Product: 2-acylglycerol O-acyltransferase 2-A-like
Exons: 5
Coding region: 86-1141 (351 amino acids)
Biological process (GO): triglyceride biosynthetic process
Cellular component (GO): endoplasmic reticulum membrane
Molecular function (GO): diacylglycerol O-acyltransferase activity
Source: RefSeq, a predicted model, not a curated record